Molecule: messenger RNA, 1195 nt
Organism: Coccidioides immitis RS
Lineage: Eukaryota; Fungi; Ascomycota; Eurotiomycetes; Onygenales; Onygenaceae
Exons: 4
Coding region: 264-812 (182 amino acids)
Source: RefSeq, a predicted model, not a curated record
CGCCAAUCCUCCAAGGGUCAUCCUCAAGAUUCCAGCGCAGUCUCUGCUCAACUUAGGGAUCGCUGGAGCAACUGGUAAGAGCAACUGGUUUCUUUAAGGAGACCACCUCCUUUGCUGUUAAUUCUUGUGCUUGGUGUUUUUGUAAACAUUAUCUUACUUGCUUGUCCCUUGUCGCAAAGCUACAACCUCCAGAAGAACUGGUUUCCGAUCCCCUCUAUCUAGGUCAUCGCCAAUUCACAGGUAGAGGCAAGGAAAACGAAAACAUGGAGGCCAAUGAGCCCAAUCCUCUGUCGCAGCCGCCCACAAACGCUUCUAAUGCGCCCCCUCCCCCUCCAAACCCGCCAAGCAUCGAAUCUGCCUAUAAGCAAAAAUGCAUUGAUUUAAAGAAACGCCUCCAGGAAAUCGAAUCUCACAACGAGGCACUGCGCGCCAGGAAUGAACGGGGUCACCGAUACCUGCAGAAGAUGCGGCUCGAGUCCUGCAUCCUUCUUGAACGCCUUGGCCUUCUUACUGGAAUGACAGAUGAGAAUGGGCCUGGCCCUGAGAUUCGCGCUCGCGCGCUGGCUCUUAUGAACCAAGCUACCUCUCUACUUGAUGAUCACGAGGAGGGCUCUGCAGACCGCCCGUCAGGCCCAAGGCGCGUUCCUGAUGAAGAGGAUUACUUGGAUGAUGAAAGUGUUGGAAGCGCAGAAGACAGGCCUCCUACCCCUGAGGAACGGCCCGUUCGUACCAAGAGGAAUCGCAAGACUGAAGACCAUGCUAAGAGUCAUGGAGCGGGGGACAACAAUGCCGACUCUAGACAAAAUAGCUAGUGUCCUUUACCGCUCUCGCAGAUCCCAACUCUCCGACGAAGAUAUUGACCGCGCCGUCAUCGAACACUGGGAGGAUUUGGAUCCCGAAGAGAAACGUGAAUACGGCGACCGUCUCGGCAAGAGAGGUGCCAUUUGAUGGCUCGUCAACUCUAUAACCUGUUCUUCAAAUGGAUCGAUUCUUUCAAGCCAGUCUCCGUGUCGUCACGUUGCUGUCCCGUUACCUUUUAUAUAAACUCCUGUUUGUUAUUUCCUCCUAACCUUUAUUCUCACUAACAUGGCGUUUCGGGAUCGGGGUUCGGUCGCAUGGAAUAGAUCGAUGGCGGAAUGGAUUUUAAAUGUUUGGGCAUUGAUAUGAACGUUUUACGAAUGGGAUCGUGCUGUAC